UUCCUCCCUCCGCGGGGCACUUCAUUGUUACAGUGCGGACGACUGGUUGUUUUUGCUUUCCUCGCCCGGUUACAGCAAUGGAUAUGUACCAAGUCCAUAAUAACAGCGCCCAUAUGGAUUAUGAGAGGGACUUUAUGGACCCGAAGAAGAUGUCGUGCAACGACGAGCGAGUGGACAGCGGAGUGGACUCCAUGGCGGAGGGCGACUACGAGCGCAUCCACAGGGAGUUUCAAAGUCUCUCCAUGAAUUCCCGACCCGUCGAAUACAGCAGCGAGCCGUGGAAAGAGCAAAGGACGGAGGACGGAGACACGUUUCUCCACCUUGCUAUCAUCCAUGAGGCAAAAGAUUAUGCCAUCAGCAUGAUCAACAUGUCAUAUAAUGAUCCUUUCCUGAACACACAGAACCACCAGAAACAGACACCCCUGCACUUGGCGGUUAUCACGGAGCAGCCUCACCUGCUGACCAGGCUGUUGGAGGCGGGCUGUGACCCCCAGGUGGUGGAUGACCAUGGCAACACCGCGCUGCACAUCGCUUGCAAGAAGGGAUCUCUAUCCUGUUUCAGUGUCCUCACCCAAGUCCACACCCAGCACCUGGCUUCCAUUCUUGCCACCCCAAACUACAGUGGUCACAAUUGCCUGCACUUGGCCUCCAUUUAUGGCUUCCUCUCAUUGGUGGAGAGCCUUAUUAAGCUUGGUGCCGAUGUAAAUGCACAGGAGCACUGCAAUGGCCGCACAGCUCUCCAUCUCGCUGUGGACCUCCAGAACCUCGAACUGGUGCGUCUCCUCAUCAGCAAGGGAGCCAAUGUGAAUAGCCUCACCUAUGGGGGCUACACACCGUACCAUCUGACAUAUGGGCGACCAAACGGCGAGAUCCGGCAACAGCUCCAUGCACUUACAGCGCAGGAGUUGAGGGAGCUGCCAGAGAGUGAUGAGGAAGAGAGCGACGAGGAGUCGCUAUCCGAUGAUAGCGAGAUGUACGAUGACAUUGUGAUGGGCCACAAGUAGGUACAUGACAGAUGUGACUCCAGACCCCAGUGGUGUGAAGGUGACAGAAGGUCCUGUAAACAGGUUCAGCUUCAGGCCAGGGAUCGCAGUCCCUGGUGACUGCCCUGAUGCUGGAUCCAAGGCAGGGCAGGGCGACUUGCGGCAGGAGGUCCUGUUCAGGCACUGAAAAUGGAACAGGAUAAAAGCUUUGAUAGGAUGAAGGAUUGUUCACAACUCAUGAAGAAGAGCAGAGUGACGCAGAACGCAAUCUGGACUUUCCAAGGAACACUUAUGAACUGUCAACACUGAUACUGUACAUUUGUAUAGAUAUUAUUUAAACAUUGUAAUGUGUAGUUAUGUAUAUAAUAUGUAAAAAUAUUUUCUUGUGUUGAAGAUGUUAAAUUAAACUCAAUUUUU
Molecule: messenger RNA, 1400 nt
Organism: Scleropages formosus (Asian bonytongue)
Lineage: Eukaryota; Metazoa; Chordata; Actinopteri; Osteoglossiformes; Osteoglossidae
Product: NF-kappa-B inhibitor alpha-like
Exons: 6
Coding region: 78-1004 (308 amino acids)
Biological process (GO): toll-like receptor 4 signaling pathway; cellular response to tumor necrosis factor
Cellular component (GO): cytosol
Molecular function (GO): NF-kappaB binding
Source: RefSeq, a predicted model, not a curated record